CUCUGCGCAGGCGCAGUCCGUUCUCCCGGCUCGGGGGCCUUGGCGCCAUUGGCAGACAGUGUGCGGCUGUGAGCGAGGCUGUGAGGAGCGCGGGCAGGUCACGUGUCGCUGGCUGGAGCCGGAGAUCGCACACGGUGGGGGGCAUUACCUGCCCGGCUUGGGGGCAGAACCGAGACCCCCCUACACUGCGAGUCUGACAGAACCGGGGCCCCCAGGGGACACACAGCUCGGCAGGCAUGAAGGGUAGCCGAAUUGAGCUGGGAGAUGUGACGCCACAUAACAUAAAGCAACUGAAGCGGUUGAAUCAAGUGAUUUUCCCAGUGAGCUAUAAUGACAAGUUCUACAAAGACGUAUUGGAGGUUGGGGAGCUCGCCAAACUUGCAUAUUUCAAUGACAUUGCAGUGGGUGCUGUGUGCUGUAGAGUGGACCAUUCUCAAAAUCAGAAGCGGCUUUACAUCAUGACGCUAGGGUGUUUGGCACCGUACCGUAGACUGGGAAUAGGAACAAAAAUGUUGAACCACGUUUUAAACAUUUGCGAAAAAGAUGGCACCUUUGACAACAUUUAUUUGCAUGUCCAGAUCAGUAACGAAUCCGCCAUAGACUUCUACAGAAAAUUUGGCUUUGAGAUCAUUGAAACAAAGAAAAACUAUUACAAGAGGAUAGAGCCAGCUGAUGCCCACGUGCUUCAAAAAAACCUGAAACCCUCUUCCCCUGGCCAGAACGCAGACUCGCAAAACUGAUUGGACAUCCAUGGACGCGUUUCUUGCACUCGCUUGUCGCCAAAUAUGGAAAGAGACCCACUGAGUUUUAAUCCUACCGUACACUUCUAUCUCUUCUUCUUUCUCCACUACAAAAAUAAUAAAAAAAAAUAAUGCUUCUUCCAAGAGCUGUACAAUCUGUCACACAUAAUAUUUUGUUUGUUUGAACUCAGAUGUUUUUUUUUCCCAUUUGUGGAGAUCAUACUGACAGGGAAGAAUGGAUUUACUUUGGCUUUUCUCAGCACUUUUCCCCCCUUUUGUUUGGGAGUGAGUUGAUUCUGUCAGUCUGGAAUAGCCUUUAAAUAAAAUCUAAUUUCUUUUUAGCAUUCUCUUUAAAA
This is a messenger RNA of Pelobates fuscus (common spadefoot toad), 1096 nucleotides long. RefSeq names its product N-alpha-acetyltransferase 50, NatE catalytic subunit (gene NAA50). NCBI's taxonomy places the organism in Eukaryota, Metazoa, Chordata, Amphibia, Anura, Pelobatidae. The record is from RefSeq and is a predicted model, not a curated record. Gene Ontology annotation, molecular function: N-acetyltransferase activity. The coding region runs from base 237 to 740 and encodes 167 amino acids. The transcript is spliced from 5 exons. Gene Ontology annotation, cellular component: NatA complex. Gene Ontology annotation, biological process: mitotic sister chromatid cohesion.